Bufo bufo (common toad) is the source of this 3180-nucleotide messenger RNA. It is a transcript of the gene MIER2, whose product is annotated as MIER family member 2. The coding region runs from base 241 to 1455 and encodes 404 amino acids. Gene Ontology annotation, biological process: negative regulation of transcription by RNA polymerase II. Gene Ontology annotation, cellular component: nucleoplasm. The transcript has 12 exons. Gene Ontology annotation, molecular function: transcription corepressor activity; histone deacetylase binding. NCBI's taxonomy places the organism in Eukaryota, Metazoa, Chordata, Amphibia, Anura, Bufonidae. The record is from RefSeq and is a predicted model, not a curated record.
CACGACCGGGGCUGACUCCGCUUGGGGGGGACAGUUCUUAAAUGUCGGGUCUUGGCGGAAGUUUUGCCUUUGUGACUGUAGUGCAGUUGCUUGGAGGAUAGUGCGGGGCUAGCUGGGGACUGAAGAUGACGUGGGAGCUGUGAGAACUAUCGGCAUGCCAGCUGUAACCUUUCAGGUGCCUGUGCCAUGCAGUGAAUAAAAGGACCCAGUGGAUGGCAGCUCGUCCCCGUAUAUGAGUAAAUGGUCUGCUUCCAAAAAGGGUUAAGAAUAGCUGAGAUCCUGGCGCAGGAGGAGCAGGAACCAUCGUGGGCCACUGGGGACACAGAAGUGGAGGCUGGAUUUCAUGACUUAUUGACAUUUUAUGGCUAUGACGAAUCAAAUUGUUUAUCAGACAGUGAAGUAGAUAAUACUCAGCCUGAAACCACACAGCCCUUUGGUUUUCUACAAGCGGAGCAAGUGUGCCCUGAACCUACACAGAUGUCUCCCUCCUUGGCUUCAGGAGGGUCAACUGAUCUCUCCCCACGCUUUGCUGACUCUCCAGAUGACUGGACGUUGGAGUCGGAAAUGAGAACCGAGGAGGCUAUGUUUGGAUCUGAGCCUCAGCUUCCAUAUCUAAGAUACACUCCAACAGGUAAGAGAGAUUCUCAGGAAAAGGACCAACUGCUGUGGGAUCCUAAUGUCAUACCAGAAAGAGAAGUGGAGAGUUACCUCAGUCAGGCAGCAGAAUAUCAACACCAGGCCGGGGGAAGAUAUCGCCAAGAUGAAGGAAACGUCAAGGAUAAUGAACAGGCUCUCUACGAAUUGGUGAAAUGUAGAUUUAACACAGACGAGGCUCUGCGGAGGCUGUCUUUUAAUGUCAAGGUUGUACAAGGUCAUCUAUGUGCAUGGAGUGAGGAUGAAUGUAGAAGUUUUGAGCAAGGGUUUCGGGUCUAUGGUAAAAACUUCCAUCUUAUCCAGGCCAACAAGGUGCGUACACGGUCAGUGGGGGAGUGUGUGCAAUACUACUACACCUGGAAGAAAUCUGAGCGUUUUGAGCAUUUCGCACAGAGCCGCCUGGGCAGGAGGAAGCAACUGAUGACCACUACAUCAGUAGAGUAUGAAUGUGAUGUGCCAAACUUGGACUGUCGAUUUGGGUUGCGGGGAUUGGCCUUAAGGAAAGAUGGUAUUGCAGGCUCUAAGCAGAACUCUUCCCAGAACACUACCUGCUCCUGCGAGAAAGACCAGUUUACUUGUGGACUCCACUGCCACCCUUCCCCCAACCAGGAGGAUCAUCAAGUGCCUCCGCCAAUCAGCAGUGGAAAUCUUAGUCUUGAUCUCUGUCCUCCAGAAAGGCCUGUAUUGCUUGAUGUCAGGAAACAAGACCAUCCUCUGGAGGCAUUUAAUAUGGGUGACUUGUCCCUUCCCGGCUUCAUGUCAAGACCAUCAAUUUUUUGUACCAAUCCUAUCUCCCCCUGAUUUCACACCUUUUGGCAUAAAUGAAGACAAGGCUAUUUUGGCACACUUGAUGCGUCCACUAUUGCGUCACCAGUUACUUGUGUUCCUAUCUGCUGAUUUUUAUGAUCUCAGGAAGACAUACCCAACAUUACCAGAUGUUUUGGAGCAUUUGCUAUUUGAAGUAUUGAGUGGUGACAUAUGCAGGAACUAGAUAUGUAACGUAUGCUCUUUUUAUUUAAUUGUAUUUUUUUUAUGGGUUCGCAAUUGACCUGUGAAAUUGCACACUAACCAGUUCUGAUAUAUAAUAUGCCCAUAUAAUGUACUAGUGUUUUGUUGUUUUUGUUUUUUUAUUUUUUGUUAUGCAAGCACUGUCAUUUUCAAAGUGCUUCUUGGUCAGUUUGUUGACUUUUUAAAUAAAUGAAUUUUUGACAAACCUGUUAUGUUCAUGGUACGUAUUGAAACCUUUGUUUUUAGGCCUGGCCUGGCACAGUAGAGUAUGGCCACUGCCAUUUUGUACUGCCAGCCAUCUUGGCUUACUUGCUUUCGUGGACUGCAAUAAUGAUACUGUCUGAGCUCAGAACCUGCUGUUAUAUGAAGGGAUGGUCACUGGUAAUGUUCAGUAGACUGAGCAGACAUUUUCUUGGUUUGUUUGCAGUUUGAGCAGUGCUGCAUGUUGGUUCAAGCCUUUCUGUACCUCACUAGAUUGAACCGAUUUUCAGUACCACUUGCAUUCUAAUGUCCAAUCCACAAGCGUGUACUAUUGUACAUAUUUUCUAAUACACUUUGAAUUGUAAGAUGCAUUUAUUGUUUGCCUAUUUAAGCUGCUGUAUUUCAUUUGAGCUGCAUCCACGUAGAGUUUGUUCUAGGCACCCAUUACUCCUGCAUUAAAGAGCAUCUGUCAGCACGAUCCGCCCUAUUAAACCAGGCAUACUGCCUGUUGGGGUUGAUGAUGCUGAGUUAAACGAUCUCUCUGUUUUUGAAAUUGGUGGCCCCAUUGUAGAGAAAUCUGCACUUUAUUUCCUAGGCUAAUGAGGUAUUCGGGGUAUUAAUAGGCAGGCCUAGCCCCUUAGAUCACUGCUUCACCACCACUGUAACCACUUCGGUAAAUAAUGAACCAGAAUACGUUCUAAACAGUGCAGUUUGGAUCUCUGCAUCGGGGAAAGCUUGCUUAGAUCCAAACUGCACAUGCACUGAUUCAGCAUUCACCAGCACUUGCACAGGAAUACAGGGGCAGGCAGUAAGAGAGGGAGAAUGUCUGUCUGGCCUUGUCAGGGUAGUGGGUCGUGGAAAAGGGAGAAAGGUGGUGGUGAAGCAGUGCUCAGUAGGGAUAGGUCUGCCCCUCAGGACUCCAAAUGUAUCAUUAGCAUAUGCAAUACAGUAAGGGUGCUGACACACAUUCAGGUUUUUUAAUCCAAAACCAGGAGUAGAUAAGUUGUAUCUGCCCUUAAUAUUUUCUCCUAUGAUCCACACCUGAGUUUGGGUUCAAAAACUGCAUCAAAAUGCCUGAACAUUUAUCAGCACCCUAACAUGACCACUUAUUUCAAAUACAGAGCGAUCUUUUAUCUUGGCAUGAUCAACCCAAACAGGCAGUAUGCCUGGUUUAAUGGGGUUGAUCAUGCUGACAGAGGCUGUUUAAGAUAUUUAUUUUCUAGCCAGCAUUCUGAAGGCACAGUGCAGAUUUUUGCGCAUAUAUUUUAUAAUUGGUUAUGUACUUGGAAAAUAAAAUAUUUGUCUUGUUCUUUACAA